Gossypium arboreum is the source of this 848-nucleotide messenger RNA. RefSeq names its product glycine-rich protein 23-like. Bases 158 to 661 code for a protein of 167 amino acids. The transcript has a single exon. Lineage: Eukaryota; Viridiplantae; Streptophyta; Magnoliopsida; Malvales; Malvaceae. The record is from RefSeq and is a predicted model, not a curated record.
CCCAACACGGCUUUUAGAUGAGAAGAUGAGCAAAAUUUAAGACCUCAACUGUACUCUUCAUGGCUUCAAUUCUUUUUUUACUAUAUAUAAAUCCUUCUUCCUGCCCCCAGUUCUCAUCAAAGUCAUCUUGUUUAAGUGUUAUCUAGACUUACCAAAGAUGACAGCUUCUUUUUCUUUUAAGGUUCUUCUUGUUUUGUUUCUUGGUGCACUUGUUUGCGCCACUAGUGCUAGGAAGCUUACGGGUGGAUUUGAGGAAGAGAAAAACCUCUUCCAUCGUCGGCCGAGGUUUGGGGGUGGAUUAGGAGGAGGAGGUGGUGGAGGGUUUGGUGGUGGAGGUGGAGGAGGGCUAGGUGGUGGAGCUGGAUUUGGUGGGGGCGCUGGUGCUGGUGGUGGCCUUGGUGGAGGUGGUGGACUUGGAGGAGGAGGUGGUGGAGGGUUCGGAGGAGGUGGUGGUGGUGGAGUAGGUGGUGGUGCUGGUGGUGGGUUUGGAGGUGGGGCAGGAGCAGGAGCUGGAGGUGGACUAGGUGGUGGUGGUGGAGCUGGAGGUGGAGGUGGAGGCGGCUUCGGUGGAGGAGGUGGGUUUGGCGGUGGAGCUGGUGCAGGUGGUGGGUUCGGUGGUGGAGCUGGUGCAGGUAGUGGGCUUGGAGGAGGACUGCCAUGAAUAGAAGUCUUGCCCAAAAUAUAACGUCUACAUAAAUCAAUAAUGAAAAGUAUGAAUCAAAAUGUAAUUUGUUAAGUAUUACUUGAACAGCAAGCCUCAAUUUUAUGUUUUCUGUUAUUUGUUCCAAUUUGUUAAAGAAGGAAAUAAAAGCAUAAACCCUAUGCUUGCUCGCAAUUUCAUCAUAGAA